Rhizoctonia solani is the source of this 2226-nucleotide messenger RNA. RefSeq names its product transcription elongation regulator 1. The coding region runs from base 1 to 2226 and encodes 741 amino acids. Gene Ontology annotation, biological process: mRNA cis splicing, via spliceosome. Gene Ontology annotation, molecular function: protein binding; RNA binding. The record is from RefSeq and is a predicted model, not a curated record. NCBI's taxonomy places the organism in Eukaryota, Fungi, Basidiomycota, Agaricomycetes, Cantharellales, Ceratobasidiaceae. Gene Ontology annotation, cellular component: U1 snRNP; U2-type prespliceosome. The transcript is spliced from 13 exons.
AUGGCAUCUAUACCUGUACCGGUACCAUGGACUGAGUACCGCAAUCCUGAAGGGAGGAUAUACUGGUACAACACUCAAACUAAAUUGAGCUCAUGGGAGAAGCCAGAAGAGCUCAAAUCUCCAUUCGAGAGAGCGAUGGCCAAAACACCCUGGAAAGAGCACACAUCUCAAGGACGUAAAUACUGGUAUCAUAGUCAAACCAAAGAGUCCAAAUGGGAAAUGCCACAGGAACUCGUCGAAAUUAUGGAAAAGGUCAACAAGGAGAACCCCAUGCCCGCCGGUCUCCCACCCCGGCCCGGUGCUCCAAACUUUGUACCAGGACCCGUCACUCACGCGGACGGUCUCCCAGCGGUCCCAGGUCUACCGGUGAACCCGACCCUCGCUCUCGUUGGGCCAGGCGGAAUGCGUCCAGGCCCAGGACUCAUGCCUCAGCCAGGUUUCAUGCCCAACAAUCCCGCUGGUAUGGGCUCACCUCUCCCCACUCGCCCCAAUAUGCCGGACGAUCCUGUCGUUCCUCCGGGUGGUUUCCCCACGCACGACGAGGCAGAAAAGGCGUUUUUCCAUCUCUUGAAAAAAGCCGGUGUGGAUGCGACUUGGACCUGGGACAGGACUAUGCGUGCGAUCAUCACCGACCCACUCUACAAGGCUCUAGGAAGUUUGGCUGAGAAGAAAGCUGCGUGGCAAAAGUUCGUGGAAGCUAUCAAGGCCAAGGAAAAGGAGGAACGUGAUGCUCGAAUCGCAAAAGCUCGUCCAGGUAUACGUAACCUGUUGACCAACUCUAAAGAUGUACACUAUUACACUACUUUCCCUACGGCCGAAAAGCUGUUCGCAAGGGUUUCUGCGUGGAACGCUGCCAAAAUCGAAGAAGAGCGUAAAAUCAUUUUCGACGAAUUUGUCGAAGAGCUGAAGAAUGCGGAAACGAUUAAACAGCGCGAGCUGAAAACCAAAAAUAUUGCCCGAAUCGUUUCCUUGUUCAAAGAGCUUGACGUGGAUGUCCUUACCAAAUGGCGCACCGCUCAGCAACGAGUUCUUGAAUGUGACGAAUGGCAAGAAAACGAAGAACUAAGGAAUCUUGGUCCAUUAGACAUGUUGCUUGCCUUUGAAGACUAUUCUCGUGCACAGGAGCGCAUGCACCAAGAAGAAACCCAGAAGAAGGCAAUGGAGAAGGCUCGGAAAGAACGGAAAGCUCGUGAGGCAUUCAGAGAACUUCUCGAUGAACUUGUCAAAGGGGGCCAUAUUCGUGCCAAAACUAAGUGGAAGAAUGUGUACCCCAUGUUCGCCGAAGACGAUCGUUACCUGAAUCUUCUCGGGACACCCGGGUCGAAUCCGAUCGAGUUGUUUUGGGACGUGGUCGACCAAUUCGAUCAGGCACUUGAGGAAAAGGUUUCGCGCGUCAACCGGGCGAUGGAUGCCAAGGGCAUCAAAUUCAGUGCCUCGGUGAUUGGGGAGAAUCUCCUUGAUACCAUUCGAGGAUCAAAGGAAAUUGAGGGUCUCAAUGAGAAGGAUAUUCUGGAUGUUUACGAGACUUUCAAAGAAGAGCUGAAUCAAAAAGCCGCCGAAGAGCUGAGGAAAGCUGAGCGCCGAAAGAGACACCAGAUCGAAGACCUGCGUAGUGCGCUGAAAAAGAUGGACCCUCCUAUUGGGUUGGACAUCCCAUACGAGCAGGCUGUUUCUCUCAUGCAAGAUCUGAAAGAAUUCAAGGCGAUCGAGGACGAAGAAACCCGCGCGGCCGCGUUUGCGAAAUACGUCCGCAAACAAAAGGACAAACUCAAGGAGUUGUCCGAGGAUGGUGGCUCUACCACCAGUCGGAAACGAAAGGAACCCUCUCAUGCCUCGUAUGAUCGUGACCGAGAGAGGGACCGGGACCGUGAUCGGGAUCGAAAGCACCAUCGAGACUACGAUGACCAUGACCGAGACCGAGACCGAGACCGCGAUCGCCACCGAGACUACCGUGAUCGCGACUAUCGAGACCGAGACCGCGACCGGGACAGGGAUCGUGAUCGUGAUCGUGAUCGUGACUAUAGGGAUCACAGGGAUAGGGACUACCGGGGCUCAUCGAGGUACGAGCGAGAUGACCGCGACAGAGGACACCGUUCCGAUCGACAUCGACGAGAUACUAUGGAUGUGGACCGGUACGAGUUGGACUAUGCAGAUGAACGAGCCAGAAAGAAAACUCGUAUGGAAGUCGAUGGACGGGAAGACAGUCCCGAAGAAGGCGAAAUUUAA